Pocillopora damicornis (cauliflower coral) is the source of this 958-nucleotide messenger RNA. RefSeq names its product bridge-like lipid transfer protein family member 1. The record is from RefSeq and is a predicted model, not a curated record. Gene Ontology annotation, biological process: synaptic vesicle endocytosis. Lineage: Eukaryota; Metazoa; Cnidaria; Anthozoa; Scleractinia; Pocilloporidae.
UUCCAAUACCUAAGCAAGUAUCAAGUGAGUCUCUCAAAUUUCACUUAAAAUCACGAAAUGUAGGCAAGCUGUGACCCACGAUCCCACUGGUCAAAUUCAAUAGGAAACUUUGCUGAGGUGAUACGACGAGAAAAAUAAUUUCUGAAUAACCAACGCACUUGGCCCAGAUGGUGAUGUACACUUUUUCCUGAGGACAAGGGCGAGAGAAAGAUGAAGCUGGUCGCAAAAAGGACAAACUUCCUCUAACUGGACCAUAAGAGAUUGUUUCAGGCUUCUCCAACAGUGACUUAGUUCACUGCACAACGUUCAUCCAGCAUAGAGUACAAAAUAUCUUGUCCACAACUACAGUGUGAACAUGACAAGCAGUAACAACUUCAGUAUGAGUACAUUACUGCCAUCCACAGCACCCUUGAGUGAUUCCACAGCAAAAACAAGGAAUGUCGAGAGUGGAUUGGUCUUUGUAGUUUUGUCUUGUCUUUGUGCUAGCCUGUGGUCAAUCUACAUCACAUUCUACCAUUCGCGUGUAAUGGGUUUCAUUCUUACCAAGCUGAUAAAUUUCAAGUACAUUAAGGAUGGACAGUACUUUAAAAUUGGCUCAUUUUCCUUUUCAAUAUUGUCUGGGAAGAUCAUGUUCAGAGAUGUUGUGUAUGUAACCAAAGAUCUCAGUUUUAGGGUUAUUGAUGGCAUAGCAAUCUUUAAGUAUUGGAUUACAUACAAACCGGAGCUGUCAAAGAAGCCGCCUUACCAGCAUGAACCAUCAGAGAUAGAAGUUGCCACCAAGCAACGUCUCACAGUGUGGUUAAAUGGUCUGGAGUAUCAUGUUUAUAACAGGUCUCGUUUGUACAGCAGACUGGAAGAACUCUUUAGAGUUGAAAGAUAUGGAGAUGCAGCUAAAUCGGCCCUGAACAUUUCUGUAAGCCCUACUGUUGAACCAAAGGUGGAUGUAAAAAAGGGCUGA